Molecule: messenger RNA, 919 nt
Organism: Scutellospora calospora
Lineage: Eukaryota; Fungi; Glomeromycota; Glomeromycetes; Diversisporales; Gigasporaceae
Source: the annotation of a GenBank genome assembly
ACAAGUUCUAGUUUAAUGGCUAUGGCGAAUAUUUUGAGAAACGAGGUUGAAAAAAGUCAGAAACAAAAUUUGAGAAAUAGUUUGAACAGGUUGAUGAUUAAUACAUUAAAAGUAGUAUGUAGAGAAGAGAGUUUGUCUAAAAAGGGAAUUAAAAAAGAUUUAGUUGAAAAUGUAGGGAAGAUGAUAAUAGAUUUUAAUGAUAAGAAAGGUUUACAAGAUAAUAAUUUUAAGAACAGACCUUUUGGUAAUACUGAUAGAAUUAGGUAUAGGGGUUCUGAUAGAGUUAGGUUCAGAGGUUAUGAAGCAAGUACAAGACAAACAGCAAAAAGUAAAAGGCAAAGGUUAGAUAAACCUAUAAUAUCAGAAUUAGCAUUUAGUAGCUCGCCUAUAGAUGCAGGAGAGUAUAGAAAGUAUACUGUGAAAGGAAAUAAGGCAGAGAAAGAAAAGAGUAGUAGGGAGAGUACAUCUAGAGUCAUCAGUAAAGUAUUAGAGAAAGAAGAUAAGAUCUGUAGCAUUGGAGUGAGUUCAGUUAGAGCUAAAGAGAUUGAGAGAGUUAGAUGUAGUAAAACUAGUUCAUGUAGAGGAGAGAAGACUAGACAUCUUAUUGGAGAUAAGUCUGGUCUUUUUUGUACUAAAGAAAGAUUUAGUAGAGAUUCCAGAAGACAAGCUCUUGAAAGUCUAGAAAGAAUUAGUAGAUCUGAAGAGACUUCAGUUAGUUUCAGCCUUUCUACUAGUACAAUACAAAGCUCAGCUGUUGUUAAUUUUUCUGGAAUGGAAAUUAGCACUUUGGUAGCUAAUGUUUUUAGAAGCACUGAAGUAAGUAGUAAAGUUAUUACUAGCAGUAGAGAUUAUUAUUUUAGGACUAUCAGAAUAGAAAGAACUAUGCAAAAACCCAACAUAGAAGUUGCUAGUUACGAAG